Messenger RNA from Dovyalis caffra, 489 nucleotides. The record is from the annotation of a GenBank genome assembly. NCBI's taxonomy places the organism in Eukaryota, Viridiplantae, Streptophyta, Magnoliopsida, Malpighiales, Salicaceae.
AUGGGUUGCAUUGCAGCUAUUCAACUUUUCAUUACAGCAAUUCUUCUUGUGUCCACCACCACCGUUAGUUCUGCUGAUACAAGUCCGAUACCAGCCGAUGCAUCGAGCCUGAACACAUGGUUUCAAAACAAUGUCAAGCCCCUGGCAGACCGUAAGGGCACCAUAGACCCUGCCCUGGAAGCUGCCGAAGCUAAACCAAGAACCAUUAAAGUUAGAAAAGAUGGAAGUGGAGACUUCAAAACCUUAAAGGAUGCCAUUAACAGUAUUCCAACAGGGAAUAAAGAACGUGUAAUUGUGGACAUUGGACCAGGAGAGUACGUUGAAAAACUCAAGAUUGAGCGUGAGAAGCCUUUUGUUACAUUCUUGGGAUCACCUAGCAACAUGCCAACCUUGUCAUUUGGUGGUACGGCCAGAGAAUAUGGAACUGUUUAUAGUGCUACCUUGGAAGCUGAGGCUGAUUACUUUGUCGCUGCUAAUAUCAUUAUUAAG